Sitodiplosis mosellana (orange wheat blossom midge) is the source of this 5400-nucleotide messenger RNA. RefSeq names its product alsin homolog (gene Als2). The transcript is spliced from 5 exons. The record is from RefSeq and is a predicted model, not a curated record. NCBI's taxonomy places the organism in Eukaryota, Metazoa, Arthropoda, Insecta, Diptera, Cecidomyiidae. The coding region runs from base 459 to 4919 and encodes 1486 amino acids.
GCUACGUAUAUGACAUUGGUCAGCUGGUAAUCUUACGUCAAACCUAAUGAAUAAAGUAUCAGGGAAAACAAAACGAAACAAUCAGUCAAAGAAUAUCAAGAAUUUUGUGUUUUUUUUUGUUGUUUUGUAUUUGUUAAUUAGUAUCGUCAGUAUAUUAAAGUUAUUUUUGAAUACAUUUCGAAUUAACUCCAUUGACGGCUGUAGCAGCCUCGUUUCAAUGUUUCGAUGGAUAAAAUGGAAAUAUUAUAAAAACAUAUUGGAAUUUGUCGACACACAAUCUGAAAAUUGGUUUUAGCAACGAAAAACGAGCAGAAAAUUCGUUGUUUGUAAAUAAGGUGUAUGUGGUGAGGUGAUCCACGUAUGAUGCGUAGCAGAGGGAAACAAAUUGUUUGCAUACGUCCAAAAGUCAAAAGCAAUGUUCAAAGUGACCGAGCAAAGAACGUAACAUAGUCCAAAUAAUGUGCUAUUUCAAAAUUUAUCAUUCCGGUCAUGAGUUGAAUGUGGUGAACAGUCAGCCGAUUGAUAACAUCACCAAAAUUGCAUCACACAAUAAUCAUGUGUUUAUGCUAACAACAGCGAAGCAACUCUUUUUCGGUACACCCAACGGCAAUGGGCCACAGGCGGACAUUCAAUUCGAAUUGAUACGCGAAAAUGUGAUUGAUGUGGCAUGUUCCGUCGACUCAGUGUACGUGGUUGACGAGAAUGGCAGCGUUCAACAUUGUCCACUGAUGGCAUUUGAUUUUGACAAACGAUGGAAUGAUAUUCCGAUAAUGAACUAUGGUGCAAUUUACGAAGGUGUCACAUCGAAUGGUUGUAAUGUUAUUCGUGUGCUGGAGGUUUGUUGCAAUGAUGACGGUGCCUUAUUUAUAACAGCCGAUCGUGAGCUAUACGCAGUGGGAAGUUUUAACGACGUAUGCACAUCGGAUCAACCGAUCAAAGUGGCACAGUUCAUCAAUUAUGAGAUUCUACAAGUGGCAAUGGGAAAGCAUUUUGCAGUGAUUUUAACGCGAAAACGAACAUCACAGCCAUUCCAUUCGUCUGCAUCACAUGCCAAUCACAUCGAUUCAUCGAGUUGUGACGAUUCAAUGGCAUCACUUGACAAUUCACUGGCUCACGCAUCCAUAACGGAAAAUGGCAACGAAAGCCUAGCUUCAACUCCACAGCCUCUAGACACCAAUUUUGACAUGCAUUCGCUGAAUAGUGUGAAUUUGAGCAAUUUAAAAACCGUCACUAACAACACAACCGAUACCGAAAGUAGUUCGCCUGAGCAUUCGUUGGCUUUCGAUGUGGAACAUGCAAUUGGACGGUUACUGAAAACAAACGGCCAAAUUCAAACGCAAGUUUGGUGCUUUGGCAGCAUAAACCAAGCCGGACAAUUGGGUGUUGGCGAUCAUGUGAAGCGAAUGCAUGCCGUCGAAGUGGUGAGCUUACGAGAUCAGGGCGUUGUACAAGUUUGUUCAGGCGAUGAAUACACCGCCGCUUUAACGCUUGAUGCUCGGCUCUAUUUAUGGGGUGACAAUUCCAAUGAACAAAUUUCACACUGGCUGGAGAAAGAGGACUACAGUUCACCGAAACGAUUUUACAAGCCCGAACAAAAUAUCUUUGGCGUGCAGUGUGGCCAACACAGUACUUUCAUUCUAACGAAUAACCUUGAUCGAUACGAACUCAGUCGGAAUAAGCAUUUUCCCAGUAUAAAUAUUUCACACGAAUACACCGACGACUACGGUCAACAUCAAUCGGAUUACUUGCUUUUGGCCAGUCGACAGUAUUUAGUUGUUGGCACCGUGUAUCGUCCAUUGCGAUUUGAAAAGUACUUGGAAUUCGAACAACAAUUUUUACAAGACAUUUUACAAAAUACAAGAAAAAAUAUCGAACAUUUUCUGCGUACUUUGAGUCGAAACAUUCAAAUCAAACAUCCGCAACUCUAUCGACAAUUUGCGCAACAGUACAAUAGUAUUACGGAAUUAGCAGCAAAAAAUAUCGCCAGUCUCUUGAAAUUUGCAUGUCAAAAAUGUGACCACACCGCCAUCGCUUUCAUUCAACAUCACACGGAAUAUGUGCAUUUAUUUCGACAGUAUUGCAAAUUGUAUUGUGAAACGAUUUGCUCCGAUGAUUUUGUGCGUGCCAGUCAAAUUAUUAUUCCGAAUGCGGAUUUUACAUCGAAAUUUUCGAUACCAUUGCAACACACCGCAAACUAUGUGGAUUUUAUUCGUGAAUUGAUCGAAGUAAAUGGUGGUGAAAAUGGGCUAUACCUCAAAUCGGUUCUAAGCCAUUGGGAAAAAUACCGGCAUGAAGUUGAUGAAAUGCUAAAAUCGGCCAAUUUAACAAUAAACUUUUGGACAGCCAAUCAAAAAGUUGUACCACCAACACUACAAAUACCUGAACGUCGUUUCAUCAUGGAUUCAAAGGAAUUUUCGCUAAAACUGUUGCCAUCGAGUCGAUUCAAGUCAAACUGGUUUAUUUUGUUUAAUGACAUCUUCUGUCACAGUACCGGAAGUAGCUCAUCGCUGAAGCAAUACUCGUUAAAAACACUUUGGAUUAGCAAUGUGGUGGAUAAAGAUGUGUCACCAUCGUCAUCGUCGUCAUCUUCAUCGUCGAAUGUGCGAAAAUAUGCAUUCAAAAUUAUAACACCCGAAGAACAAUUUCUAGUUAGUGCCCCGUCCAAUGAUGUCAAAUUAAAAUGGCUACAGGCAUUUGAAUAUCACAUUAAGGAUGCCCUGGGCAAAGUCAAUUCCAAGUCAACAUUCGUGCGACGAACCACAGCCUAUACAUUUAGUGACAAGCAUCGAAUUUAUCCACUGUGUAAAUAUCUGGGCCAGUGGUAUUAUGGAAAGAUGGAUGGAAUCGGAUGCAUCGAAUAUCCAGACGCUCGCAUUUACACGGGCCAAAUUAAAAUGAACUCAAUCACUGGUUAUGGUCGUUUGACAUGCCCGAAUUCCGAUUGCUAUGAAGGUCGCUUCGUCGAAGGUAAAUUCGAUGGUUUCGGAACGCUGGAGACACAUCAAUCGAAUGAAAAUUAUGAAGGCCAUUUUAAGAAUGGCCAGAAGAAUGGGUUUGGCAUUUUGAUCGACAAUAUGCGAACUUAUAUUGGCGAAUUUAUGAAUGGAUCGCCCUGUGGCUAUGGUGUGGUGGACGAUGCCGACAGUGGUGAGAAGUAUAUGGGAAUAUUCAAGGAUGGCCAUCGAUGCGGCCAUGGAUUUUGCAUCACAGCCGAUGGCAAAUACUUCGAGGGAAAUUUCGUUGACAACGAACUGAAUGGAAAUGGUAUUGCAAUGUUCACUGACGGUUCAUACUAUGAAGGUGACUUGAGUAUAUCGGGUCCAAACGGUCGCGGUACAUUAUAUCUACCGGUCGAAUUACUUCAAACCGAAUACAACUUCGAUAUGGACAUUCAAAAGUCCAUGGUGCGAGGCAGCGUGUUGUCCGGUUCGUUGAGUGGUUGUUGGGAAAAUGUUAAGAUUAACAAUGGCAGCAUUUCAAUUAGUCAAGAAUUCACCAAGUAUCCCAGUCAAAUAGGAGAACAUCAAAUCGAUAGUAAAUCGAAAUGGUCGGCACUGUUCACGAAUUGGGAACACGAUGUGUUUGGUGCAUCGAUGAGCGAAAUCAAUGACACGAAAGAAUUAUGGAUUAAAAUUAGUGACUAUAGUGAUACUGUAAAACAAACCGAGGUGCUUAAAUCAACUAUAUCCACAUCAGCUAUUCUGUAUAAGAGCGGCGGCGGCGGUGGUGGCAGUAGCCUAUCGAACAAAAUCUACCAAGAAUCAUCGCAAACAAAUCAUUUUUUGCUUGACACCACCAGCAGCCAAAAUGACUAUCAUGUAUCGAAAUCGCUUAGUUUAAGUCGCAUCACGGGUAAAAAUUACAAACGAAAUCUGUUGGCCGUCGAACGACCGAAAUCAUUGAGCAACGAAUUUCUUAACAAUGCCGUGAACUUUUCAUCAGACGUUGGAGUCAAAAGUGAGGAGGCAGCAAAGGGCAGUUCGGGCGCGAUCAAAAAUGAUCGACUUGAAUUGUCAACGGCAUUGAAAAGUCCAAUCCCCUGUUUUGGCAUAUCAAAAUUAGAUGCAAACGAUCUGAGAUUGAUCCGUGACUAUCUGACAAAAGCGUUUAAAAAUCAAUAUCAUCCGUUGGGCAUUUUAAAUUCAAAAGUUUCGUACUGCUUUUACACAUCGUAUGGCUGCUGGAAAGUGAAACCGAUAUCGGUUCUCUCAACGCAUGCAAUGCACGAAUGGGAAAGCAUAUCCAGACGCAUUUACAUCAUCCUGAGGAAAUUAUUUCCAACAUUGCCACAGGAAUAUGGCACGUUGGACGAUGAGUUCAUAUCACAUCGUAGUUUACUCUAUCCGAUUCUUCUCUCGGAAGGCGUUUAUUCGACAUUGUUUGUUUUGUAUGCAAAUAAAUGCAGCAAACGCGAUGAGAUCUACCGGCAACGCAUUCAAUCAAGUGAAAAGAAAACAGACGAUGAACUCAUGGAAUUCUUGAAACUGUCCGGUAAAUAUCUUCCGUUGAUUAAGAACGAUGAAUUUACAUUGGCAAUACUCGCUUUACAGCAGGUGAAAGAGAAAUUUUGCCCACGUGAAAUGCUCCACUUGAUUGAAAAAACGUUCAAACAUGUUGAAGCGGCAGCUGAAAUAUCCAAAUCCACCACCGAACACCUGGUGAAUGAUGACAAUGAUGAUGCCGAACGAACGACGACAAAUGACACCGAAAUCGUUCAAUUAAACGCAGACAAUAUGAUGCCACUGACAAUAUUCUUGUUACUUCGCGCAGCGAUACCACACCUUGGUACGGAAAUCCUUUUGCUCGAAGAUUUAAUGGGACCUGAUUUUGAAUUCGUUAUGAAUGGAUUCGCCGGCUAUUGUUUCACUACAAUCAAAGCGGCCUAUCAACACAUAAUCAAUGACUCAUUUUUACAAUAAAAUUGGAAGUAACAAAGAUGAAGAACAAAACAUAUUCCAAAACAUCCAAUGAACGCUUUGAAAUUGUGAUAAUCGAAAGAGGAGAUAAAAAAAUCGAAAUUUAUUAAAAUAAAAUCACACCACAAACCAAAACGAAAGAUGGCAAACUUUUGCGAAACACACAAAUGAAACGGUUUAUUAAAACAAUAUUUACAGAUCUGAUUAUGAGGCAGACAGUGAAAAUAUUUAAACACAGAGGGCUACCAGUGAUGUUAUUAUUUCAACGUAAUGAUGAUGCCAAUAUCAAACUUUCUGUUUCCAAGUUUUUAUUACACAAUAGAGAUUAUUUUUUUUUUAUCAGUACCUGUGUGAACCGGAAGGGAUAAUUUGUAAUUCAUUGAAUUAUAGCAACCUUACCAUUUUGUCUGUAUAUAAAUUACGGUAAAUUAGAUGUGAUUAAAUCCAAAAAUAAAAAUGUUAAAUUGAUGAGAUUUGACAAGGA